Molecule: messenger RNA, 3115 nt
Organism: Syngnathoides biaculeatus (alligator pipefish)
Lineage: Eukaryota; Metazoa; Chordata; Actinopteri; Syngnathiformes; Syngnathidae
Gene: thap11
Product: THAP domain containing 11
Exons: 1
Coding region: 338-1171 (277 amino acids)
Biological process (GO): regulation of transcription by RNA polymerase II
Cellular component (GO): nucleoplasm
Molecular function (GO): RNA polymerase II cis-regulatory region sequence-specific DNA binding
Source: RefSeq, a predicted model, not a curated record
UCCGAAAUGGUGGUCUGUUGUGCUGACACCCGAACGAAGAAAAAGAAACGUAGCGGGUACCGCAUUCAACAAAACACCAGCCUCAAAUAAAUUACACGCGCGGGUUUUAUUUCCGCUUAGUGUAGAUAAAAUGGUGUGGAUUUAAGCGCCGGAGGAGCAAAAGAUUGGCUGAGUUCGCUGGAAAAUAAACAGGAAGUUGUUAGUAGUUGUGGGACGUGUAGUUCCGGCUACAGGCCGCUCCACAAGAUCGCGCACACAAUAAAGAAAAAGUCCAACUAAAAAGCGUCGUAAGUGGUCGUGCGGGUCGACUUUGAGGGCUGCGGGGGUCGGCGCGAACAUGCCUGGAUUCACUUGCUGCGUCCCCGGCUGCUACAGCAACUCGCAUCGCGACCGAGACCUGCGCUUCUACACCUUUCCGAAGGACACCACGCUCAGGGAGCAGUGGCUGAGGAACAUCUCCCGGGCCGGGGUCAGCGGCUGUUUCAGCACCUUCCAGCCCACCACGGGCCACCGGGUGUGCAGCGUGCACUUCGUCGGCGGCAGGAAGACGUACAGCAUCCGAGUGCCGUCGCUCUUCCCCCUGAGAGGCGUGAACGAGCGCAGGAAUCGGCGGGGCAGAGGUAAGAAGCUGUCGACGACGGCGGCCGCAGCCCCCGCCGGAGCCACGACCGGCGUCGUCAUCAACACGGUGCUGGGGAACACCGCCGAGGUCGCCGAGGCCAACGCCGGCGGGGAGGCCAUCGACGACAGCAUCACGGUGGUGCAGAUCGGCCAAAACGGGGAGUACCUGGGCACGGCGCGGCUGCCCGUGGCGACUGAGGCGCCGUUCACCGCGCCCGUCGGGGCUUCCGCCGAACUCGCCGCCGCCGCCGCCACGGCCGCGAGCGGGGAGGACUCCGCCGAGCAGUCGGUCGUGCAGUACGUCAGCGUGACCAGCAGCCCGCUGGACCACUCGUACUCGCUGACCACCGGCACUACGUCGGCCGAGCUGCUGCGCAAACUCAACGAGCAGCGGGACAUCAUCGCCCUCAUGGAGGUGAAGAUGAAGGAGAUGAAGGCGACCAUCCGCCAGCUGCGGGUGAUGGAGGCCAAGCUGCAGGAGGAGGUGCGGGAGCGGGACAGGCUGCUGGGGGGCAACCCGGUGCCGCUCAACGUCAACAAGAAAAUCUGAUCAGACGCGAGAGGGUUCGGACGAACUCAGCCGGAUCCAGCCUUUGUACAAAAAUGUAUUUUCACUAACUACAAAGCUGAUUUUCCUAGCCCCCGAUCAUGUAUGAAGAUGUCUAGCUGUAGUUGUGUAACUGGUAGUGUCACUUUGAAAGCCAUUCGAGCAUUUACUCGAUAUCCAAUUUGAGGCUCGUGUACUAGUAUACACGUGCUCGUACGUGCUUUAUUCUCAAAAUUGUCAAUGCAGCGCGCUACUCCAAGACUGUCUUAUUAAUUAAAAAAAAAAGUUCUGCACCCUCGUAUACAACAUGGAAAACAUGUUGAUAGUGAGUCAAAGCUGCACUAGUUGACAUUUGUAUGCUACGAGUACCAGUGCUAAAUGUCAACUAAUAGCUUUUACAAUGUCACAUACUGAGGUAUUGAGCAUUUAUUGAAUAUCCUUGAUAUCCAGAUAAAAGUCAAAUUACUAGACAGUUCAACACUAGUAGAACUUUAUCGGGAAUGUUUUUUUUUCCCCCGCUACUUUGACAUUUGUCCAGAUUGCUGCGACAACUGUUACUAGUGAAGCAAAUUGUGCACCAGUUGACAUCCGCGCACUGUUAGUCCUACUACUGCUAAAGCGCACGCUGUUAACUUCGAGAAUUUUAUCAUUUCAAUAGAAGUACUACUAGCAUAUAGGUUGCUAGUGUUUGGCCUGCUUUCUAGAAAGCCUUUUGAGCAUUUUUCUUUCAUUUUUCUUUCUUGAUGUCCACAAUAUCAGGCUUAAGGUCCAUGUACUAGUAUGCUAUGUGUCCUCACUGAUAAGACAAUUAUCUGGCUAGUGGAAAGAUUAUGCAGUAAUGGCAACACAUACAUGUGAGCUAGUACAGUUUUUUUUUUCCUCACUAUUAACAUACCAAUCAUGUAUUUAUCCUAAAACAGUGGAAAAACUCUACUAGUACAUGAACUAAGUCAGUUCAGUACACAAUUGGAAUGUCAAGGCACACUGGUAGAGCGACUGUCUCUUACUAGUAAUAUUUUCCACUACUUAUGACAUUAUUGCAAAAUAGCAGGGCAGGUUCAGCAUACUAGUAGUGCAACUAUAUGUUAAUAUUGAUUGAAAAUUACCAGUGGGCAUUUUGGUGCUACAAGUAGAUUUCAGGAGGCUACUUGUGCUUGUGACAUUUGCUCACCAGUUGCCCUUAGUAAUGUUACUAGUGCAGCAAAUUAGGUUGCUAGAACGGUUUGCAAGUUAGACCAAGUUAAAUAUUGAUGAAAUUUGUAUUUUUUUGUCAAUGAUGUUCAUUUUUUUGUGAGUCGAGAUGCGUCUGUCAACAAAUUGGAGAGAAAGCGUAUUAGCUUUACACAUUUGGAGGCAUUUAGCCAAACUAAUAUGAAAUGUGUUUUCUCCUCGGGACAAUUACAUCGAUUAUUGCCAUAGUGUCGAUAUGGACGGUAUAUAAAGACUGAUGUUAAAAGACACACACAUUUCAAAAAAAACUGUGUGCCUGAUCAAUAAAAUAUCUUACUGUUUGUAAUAACUAUAGUCAACUCAAUAAAAAAGUUUCCCGCAAACUAUUUUAGGAAACAGUGCCUCAAAGCAGCGAACACAUAAUUGGAGCCCCGUAUCAUUUAAUGUGUGUGUGUGGCGAAAAGGGGGCGGGGGUUUAAUCAGUUUGAUAUUUGAACAUGGAGAAAAAAAGUGCUUGAACAGGAUGCCUGUUGCUUUAACAGUUUCCAUUGUGGAUCUCGAGACAACAACACAGAAAAGUUGCUACAUGCUGCUUUUGUGUCAUACGUGCUUGUUUUUGUUCGAUAGACACAUUUAAAACGUGUUUAUGGCGAAGUGUUUCUUCAGCACCGUUUUGCUCGCGGCUGCAUCACAAUAAGGACUUAAUGCACAGUAUGUUGCAUCCAGACUUUUCUGAUCUUUGGACUGAGAACUGUCAUUAAAUGACAUUUUGAAGUA